AUGGCAAUGGCUCCACAACAUCAUCAUCAGCGGAUGAAAAAGAAUAUGAGGAACAAUUCUUUUCUCAUCCAUUGCCUAAGCAACCCUGUUUUUUUUUUCUCACUGAAAAUCCAUGGAAAAAACUCAGGAGGACGCAGCGUAAACGGCGUUUCACAACACUGAACUGGACAGUUUUUAUUGCUAAUGGAAUCCGCAGCAUUCAUCCACAUUGCAGUUUUGCAUUCAAGCACCACAAUGUCCAAUCGAUCGGGUCGACUAGAAAUGCACCUGUAUUUUAUUGUUCAGGCUACUGUCUUUUUAAAGACUGCCCUGUUAAAGUUCAGGUGACAGUACAAGAUGAGGCAUCACUAAGGCGGUUGUGACCUUUAGUGGAGACAGAGUGUGGCACCACAGCGAAGAACUGCAAAGACGUCCGGUGCGGGCAGAUGAAAGGGAUGCCAUAGCGGAUGUCCUCACCACCAAACUGCCAAGAACAUUAUAUUUACAAAAAUUGGAUAAUCUGGAAGACAGUGUUGUGGAAUCUGGAUGUCGAGAUGACGUCCCUACAACCGGUGUCAUGAAAACGCUCUCAUGCAAUAGCCGGAAAAAAAACAGAAGACACAAAAACGAAAUGAUUAGUUUAGAAAUUAUUCGGGAGGAGGAGCAAGAGCAAGAUUCAGAGGAUGCAGUUAUCCAAAAAAUAAUAUUGCAGCCCAAAAGCAUUAUGCUUUGGUGUGACAAGACUCUCAACUUGUUUUAUGAGCGGUGCAAAUCUGACAUUGUUUAUUUGGAUGCGACGGGCAGCAUUGUGCACAAAGGAAAGGGGCAAACUGCCCCAUUCUAUGUGUACGAAAUGGUGGUGAGACAUCCAUCAAAAGGAUCCUCCCCUGUUCCUGUGGCCACUUAUCUGACAAACGACCACACCACAACAUCCGUGUCAUAUUUCCUGGGGUCCUUUGUGACGGACUUAAGAAGACUCCACGGAAGAAGAGUGAAUAAAGGGCCAGCAAUGUUGAUCUGUGAUGGCUCCAUAGUCCUCCUGCAGGCACUCUCCUACAACUUCUGUGAAUUGAGCCUUCAGGAACUGCUGUGCAAGUACUAUCACAUUACAACCGGACAAGGGCAAGAGGACUCAAUAGGGCUUCCGAUUUUGCAUCGCUGCUUGAGUCAUGUGAUGAAAAAUGCAAAGGACCUAUGCCGAAAACAUGCCUCCCAACAUUACCACCUGGCAAUGCAUGUGUUUGGCCUCAUGACCCAGGCUACAACACUUGAAGACAUGGAUGAAGUUGUCAUCAGUGCUGCCAUGGUGUUUUCCAGUUCCCAAAGUGAGAGGAAUGUUGAAAAACACUUCCAAAAUCUCCAGAGGCUGUUGUUAAAAGCAGGACAUACUGGCAGUGAUGACACAAACAUUGUGGAGCAAGACUUUGUGGCUGCUCUUUGGUCUGGCUUACUCCUGGGUGACCUUGGACGCCAUGGAACGGGUCCUGUGUAUGACAGGCUUACUCAGAAGUUCAAAAUAACUGCCCGUAAACCCACACAGAAUUACACCAAAGACAACAAAACACAAGGGAUAAUGGAAAAAAGCCAGUGGGACCUCAAAAAGAUCCGCUUUCAACAGAGACGGCUAACCAGACUGGACGAUUAUUUAUAUACAUACAAGCUCACACUGAAUGCCCUUCUAAGGGAAUACAGUGACUCCAUGAAGAGGAAGAGGAAGACACACCGUGUGGAUCUGGAGCGGUGGAAACAACAACAUCAGAAGAGGCGAGGAGUUUAUGUGUCCCCUCUAAUAAAGCCUUUUGUUUUCAAACAGCAGAAGAAAAAGACAACACAGAAAACACACGGAUUGUCAACAAGCAAUCAGUUUCAUGCUUCAUCACAGAAACCAACAGACAAGGUCACUACCAAAAUCCAAUCAGACAUGACAGGCCAUCAUGAGGAGGAUACAAAGGGAAGCAUUGUUCAAAGUCCAGUGGAUGCUCCAUCUCAGCUCAAGGAAUUGUGGAAAAGAAGUGACACAGAAGUGGUUGUGUCUGUGGUCCCCUCUCAAAUCAGAGGGAACAGCUUCAUAAUCCACCACAGUGAGCUACGGACACUUAGACCUCACCAGUGGCUUUUGCAUCACUUUUCUAAUGAGCUCCAUUUGGAGAGAAUGAUUUAUAUUCUAAAUCAUUACACGGCUGGUGUGAUCCUCUUUGGGAACAGAGAACAGAUCAGGAGGAACACUUUGUCUAAGAUCAACUUUGACAACUAUAAAGCAAUUGUGUCUUUUGUGAACAUACACAAUUCCCACUGGAAGCUUCUGUACAUCAAUGCAGCAGAAAAAAACGUGUAUUUGGUUGACCCAGCACGCAGGUCCACAGAGCUGACAGACUCAGACCAUGCUGCAAAAAGAAUAUGUGAAUACUUCAAACUGAGGAGGACCUGCCACAGCAAGACUGACUGGGUGGACAUCAAAUUCAAAGGGGGUGUUCUGCAACACCCACUGCAGCAGGAUGGAGAUAGCUGUGGGGUACUUGUAAUCAUGAUGGCAAACGCAGUCAUGGAGGCCUUUCCGAAAAUACCAAACAUUGCAUUUGGUACAACAAAGACAGAGAUGGAACAUCAGCGUAAACAUUACGCUCUGCAAAUACUUAAAGCCUCAGUGUUUGACAUAGAUAACAACUGUGCCAUGUGCUCAGCGACAAAACCACCAGGUCCAGGGCCUUCCUUCACUAACUGGAUUCAGUGUGACAGAUGUAGCCGGUGGUUUCAUGCCCAGUGCCUCCAGAUGGACACAGCCCAGAUUCAAAAUGUGCAAACCGCUGACUGGAAUUGCUGUCUGUGUCAAAAAUAAUUCCACAAUCAGUAUGUGCUAUGUCUUUUUUUUUUUUAUGUUCACUGUUUUCUUCGUCUGUGUAUGAAAGAGUCGCCUAAAACACAUAUUUUGCCUUUCAUAGUAUUACCAGCUGCAAAAGCAACACUGGUAUUGUUUUCACUUUGUGAGUCUGUGUGCAAGUCCCCAGGUGUUAAUAUUGCUAUCUCUGUGUACAGAUUUUCUCAUCCCGAUAGCAACCGUGAACGAUGCAGUCACAAAACUUUACAGGUGUUUAUUUUUUAUCAAACUGAAGGCCGCGUUUGAAGAUGGGUGUGGCCCAACAAUGGCACCUGAAUUACGGAAUUAAAAGGAAGGGGUUGAUCAGGACUUUACGCCCCUUAAACAAUUUAGCAUCAUGGCCGUUUAGGUUUUUAUAAUUUUAUUUUUCGUUUUAAUAACACAGUUGAGUGAUGUUUUGUGUUUUUACAUAAAGGUUUUAGGUUCCCAUUUUAUACAAAAUGACAUAAAAAAAAGUUUUACGUUGUUAUAAAGAACAAAGCUUUUGACAACUACUCCGGUGUUUUAUUUAUAAAACUA
Molecule: messenger RNA, 3373 nt
Organism: Platichthys flesus (European flounder)
Lineage: Eukaryota; Metazoa; Chordata; Actinopteri; Pleuronectiformes; Pleuronectidae
Exons: 15
Coding region: 557-2815 (752 amino acids)
Biological process (GO): proteolysis
Molecular function (GO): cysteine-type peptidase activity
Source: RefSeq, a predicted model, not a curated record